CCGCCGAAAUUUUAAAACACCUCCCUAGCAUAGUGGCUGUUAGCUGACACUGGUAGGAGCUGAAGGGAAAAGAGUCGAUAGACAUUUAUAAAUACAAUGGAGAAUCUCGUGGAAGAGGAUGUCAAGUUUUAUAUCUUUGAGAACAGACUUAAAACCUUUGACGGAUGGCCGUUCGACAAAGACUGCGCGUGCACCCCCGAAAACAUGGCCAAAGCUGGCUUUGUCCACACCCCCACAGAGAACAGCCCAGACGUGGCCAUGUGUUUCCUCUGCCUGAAGGAGCUGGAAGGCUGGGAGCCCGAUGAUGACCCACAGCAGGAGCACAAAAUUCAUUCGCCAUCCUGCAACUUUAUCGCCCUGAAGAAAAAGGUGGAAGAGCUCACAGUGGAGGAAUUCUUCAAACUCCAGAGGGAGCGGCACAAGCGGAUCGUUAGCAAAAUGGCCAAUGAGGCCGUUGCCCGGUUUUCUGAAGCAGCCAAACAGAGACGAGUGGAGCUCCUCAAGAUCGACCUUCAGGAGGAGUGAAAUGACGACAGCUGUUAACUUUUGGUUUUAUUCGUGAAAGUUUUUACCUUGAAAUGUAAUUUGUGUUGUUCUGGAUUCCAGCAGGCUGUACAGCUAAUAGAUUAAACAGGAAUAUUCCCCCUCCGUUUUGCCACUUUACAACCACAGACUUUGAUGUAUGUUUGGGGAUUUCAUGCGAUACAGCAACACCAAGCAGCUCGUGAUCAAGUGGAAGGAAGAUGAUGCAUACUUUUCAAACUUCUUUGCAAAUAGGAAAAAGCCCAAAAAAUGUCUUCGUAUUCAGCCCACCUGAGUCAGUACCUCAUAGAACCACCUCUCUGCUGCAGUUCUUUUGAGGCAUGUCUCGGUGAUUUUUCCACCUUUGGGGUUCUUAAACUUUUCCCUGUCGAUGUUUGCAAAGUAGCUCAAGCUCGGUCAGACUGGACCGAGUUUGAACGUCAAAUAAAUCUUGCCACAGAUUGUGAA
Fundulus heteroclitus (mummichog) is the source of this 990-nucleotide messenger RNA. It is a transcript of the gene birc5a, whose product is annotated as baculoviral IAP repeat containing 5a. The transcript is spliced from 4 exons. NCBI's taxonomy places the organism in Eukaryota, Metazoa, Chordata, Actinopteri, Cyprinodontiformes, Fundulidae. The record is from RefSeq and is a predicted model, not a curated record. The coding region runs from base 97 to 525 and encodes 142 amino acids.